UUAAGUUUCUAAAGUUAAGAGGCAAAUAAGUUUCUAAAGUUGAGAGGCGGUUGGCCUGUUGCAGACGGCAAACACAUUCACAUCGCAGUAAUCGAAGCUUUUGAUUUGAUUUCCAUAGAUAACAAAAACAAGAAGAAGAAGAUGAAGAGAGUUUUCGGCCUCAAGAAAGAGAAAGAACCUCCUCCCUCCAUUAACGACGCCUCCGAUAGGAUUAAUCAAAGAGGAGAAAAUGUGGAUCAGAAGAUCAAGAGUUUAGAUGCUGAAUUGAGUAGAUACAAGGAACAGAUUAAGAAAACACGCCCUGGUCCUGCCCAAGAGGCGGUCAAAGCUCGAGCUAUGAGGGUUCUUAAGCAGAAACGAAUGUAUGAACAACAACGUGACAUGCUGUACAAUCAGACCUUUAACCUUGAUCAAGUUGCAUUUGCUUCUGAGGGUAUUAAAGAUGCUCAGCAAACUAUUUCAGCUUUGAAAAGUGCCAACAAGGAGUUGAAAGGAAUGAUGAAAACUGUGAAGAUUCAAGACAUAGAUAACUUGCAAGAUGAGAUGAUGGACCUGAUGGAUGUGAGUAACGAAAUUCAAGAGACCCUUGGUAGAAGCUAUAAUGUGCCGGAUGAUAUUGAUGAGGAAGAACUCAUGGGUGAACUUGAUGCUUUGGAAGCAGACAUGGGAACGGAAGAUGAAGCUGGAGUGCCCUCUUAUCUCCAACCUGACAAGGAACCUGAUUUGGAUGCGGAGCUGAACUUGCCUUCAGCACCUACUGGACAUGCUGCACCUGGCAGAUCCAAUGCACAUGCUGAAGAUGAACUGGGUUUACCUGCUGUUCCUCAUGCUUCCAUCCGUGGUUAGGAUUUUGCUUUCUAUCUUUUUGCACAUAUUCACAUUGGGCGGUUUGGACUGGUCUCUGUAAACAGAUUAUGCAGAUUCUUCUUUGAUGCUGUGAUUUAAUUGCAACUAGAUGGUUGACAUUCAUCCACUGAUAGUUCGAUUUUAUAAGCACUUCUACAUGCUCUGUAAAGAAGGAAAGGAACAAAAAAAUCAAAUUGAUUUACUGUAUGUUAAAUGGGAGGCAAGGCUUGCUGCACAAUCUUUAUUUUCUGUCACAUGGUGUUGCUUUGUGCUGUCUAUGUGCAAGUUUUCUCUUCUUUCAGUUUUUAGUUUCUGUUCGCUGGUGGGGGGAACCAGUCCAGGAUGGAAUUGUCAAUCAUGUUUUAUUUAUGUACAAAUUUGUUUGUGAGAAGUAAAUUAUAUAUUGAAUUAUAAGUUUCUUUGU
This is a messenger RNA of Mangifera indica (mango), 1270 nucleotides long. RefSeq names its product vacuolar protein sorting-associated protein 60.2-like. Gene Ontology annotation, cellular component: multivesicular body. The transcript is spliced from 7 exons. Gene Ontology annotation, biological process: vesicle budding from membrane; late endosome to vacuole transport via multivesicular body sorting pathway. The coding region runs from base 142 to 846 and encodes 234 amino acids. The record is from RefSeq and is a predicted model, not a curated record. NCBI's taxonomy places the organism in Eukaryota, Viridiplantae, Streptophyta, Magnoliopsida, Sapindales, Anacardiaceae.